Phytophthora sojae is the source of this 1218-nucleotide messenger RNA. RefSeq lists its product as hypothetical. NCBI's taxonomy places the organism in Eukaryota, Oomycota, Peronosporomycetes, Peronosporales, Peronosporaceae. The record is from RefSeq and is a predicted model, not a curated record. The coding region runs from base 1 to 1218 and encodes 405 amino acids. The transcript is spliced from 5 exons.
AUGGUGGCGACGUCGCGCGUGAUGCCGAUCGCCUUCCUGGGGCUCUUCAACGAGAACGUGUCACUGGCGGCGGUGGAGGGGGCCACAUAUCUGAGCGUCUUCCUGCUCAUGCUGCACGUCCACUCCUCCGGCAAGCGCAAUGCCACGAUGCUGACCGCUGCGGUGCUCCAGAUACUCGUCGUGGAGCUGUUCUUCUACAGCCACAGUCGCUGGCACGCAGAGGCGCUGGUGAUGCUCGUGUCAGAGCGGCUGCCUCUGUACAAUGUGCUGUUGCAGGCUCAGCUCUACUACAUAGCUUUCGUGACGACUUCCAGACUGCGGAUCGACCCGUUCUUGCAGCCUUUUGCGAUGGGCUCGCUCAUGGUGAUGCUCGCCUUCCCAUUCGAGCUACUGGGCACCAAGUUCCUCUGGUGGACGUGGCAUGACAGCGAUCCGCUGCUGGCCGACCGGCUGAUGGGCGUGCCGUGCCACGUGCUCUUCUACUAUUUUUUCUUCGCGUUUGCAUUCGAUUGUGUGCACCAUAUCCUGCGGAGCACGUGGCUCGUCGGCGACUACUACGAAGCCGAGCACUGGAAGACGGAGUGGAGCUAUGUGCCACUAAUGUCAUUGCUGAGCACCAUCUUCGCCUCGGGCUUCCUCAUCUUGGGCUACUACGCGACGGUUCACCUCAUGGGAAUCCAAGCACAGGUGUGGUUCUUUAUGCUGAUCGGGUUGAGUUUGCUACUCUUCUGGAUGGCCGACCGUGAACGAGACUCUCCCGAGGUACAGAAAGCUCUGGAGCCUGUGGACGUCUACGACAGCGACUGGCUGUACCCGUGCAUCGACCACGCCGUGAACCAAAUGGCGUUCCUGCUCUACUUGGUUCUGGUGCUGCUGGCGCUGUUCAUCAACCCGACGGAGAUCGUGUCGCUGAGCAAUCACCAGCCGCUGGGCAACUGUCUCGAGAGCGAGUCAUUCUACUCACUCAUAGGCAUGCAGCACCGCCGCCAGAAGUAUCUGUGCGUGCACGACUUCGACGAGGAGUUCAACCUGUGCAACUACCCGGUGACGCAGCUGCUGUACGAGAACUCGUGGUACAUGAUCUGCGGCCGCGGCUACAGCGACUUCGCGACGUACUUGGCGUUGGUGGUCGGCUGCUUCCUCGGGCUCAACCUGCUGCUCUUCCAGGCGCUCAAGCGGCCGCAGCGCACGCGCAUCGUGUCCUUCCGGCGUCAAUGA